Spodoptera exigua (beet armyworm) is the source of this 384-nucleotide messenger RNA. NCBI's taxonomy places the organism in Eukaryota, Metazoa, Arthropoda, Insecta, Lepidoptera, Noctuidae. The record is from the annotation of a GenBank genome assembly.
AUGGAUGAUCCCCGAUAUGAUCCUCGUAUGCUAGCCAAGUAUGGAGUGGAUCCUGAACAAGAUAAGCGCCACAGGGAGCUCCUCAUGAAGGAGUUGACGAAGGUGCGUCAGGAUGCCCGGGAGAAGACGGAGUUUGAUAAUCUGCCUUUAAAGGAAUUGCGCGAUAACUACCGCCGCCUGUACGCUGAAGCGUGUAUUGAUAUGGAGAAGAUACGGGAUCCAACUUACCUGGAGGUCCUCAACUACACAAAGGCCCAUCUUACCCCUGAUGAGUUCAAAUCGAUCCGCAUCGAGGUGUAUGCUGCUUGCAACAAGAUUUCAAUGCAGCAGGCUACAUUGGACAAAAUAGCCCACCUGGUGGUGCUGCACGAGCCUUCAACUUAA